AUGGGACAAACACUUUCCGAGCCGAUUACAGAGAAGGAUACACAUGAGGGACAAGAUGAAAACUUUGCAUAUGCCGUUUCCUCAAUGCAGGGAUGGCGAAUAAAUAUGGAGGACGCCCACGCAACCGAACUGUCAUUUGGAGCACAGAAACAUAAACACACACAAACAUAUAUAUGGAUAUGUAUGUAUGUAUCGAUAUAUAUAUAUAUAUAUGUAUAUGUAUAUGUAUAUGUAUAUGAAUAUGUAUAUAUAUGUAUAUGUAUAUGUAUAUGUAUAUUUCUAUGUAUAUGUAUAUGUACAUGUAUAUGUACAUCGGAUAGGAUAUAUUGUGCGAAUGCUGGCGACUCCAGGGCCAUGCUCUCGGUCAAAGGCGUUGAAUUCCCCCUCUCACACGAUCACAAGCCUACAAAUCCUGACGAGAUAAAACGUAUUGUUGCGGCUGAUGGAUACGUGGAAUUUGGGCGAGUACGCGGCAAUCUGGCGCUCUCCCGAGCCGUAGGCGACUUUGAGUUCAAAACAAAACCGUCUUUGCCUGCAGAAGAACAAAUGGUCACCGCAAAUCCUGAUAUUAUUGAACACGCCCUCGACAAAGAUGUUGAGUUUAUGGUCGUGGCCUGCGAUGGUAUCUGGGAGUGUAUGACAAAUCAGGAAGUGGUGACUUGGGUUCGCGAUCGCCUUGCCAUUCAUCAGCCACUGACAAAGAUCUGCGAAGACCUCAUGACCAAAUGCUUGGCCAAAGACUCACCCUCAGGCCCAAUGUUUGGCUGUGAUAACAUGACCGUGUGCGUUGUACUGUUUCUGCAUGGUGGCAAGAGUGUGCAAGAUGUCAUGCUCGAUAUAGCAAAGAGUUCAGAUCUACUAGCAAUGAAGAAACAGACCAAGCCGCCUGCAAUUAGUUCUCGAGAGGAAGGGAGAGUGAAGAUGGCACCCACCGCCACAACAUUGGACGAAGAGGAGAACAAAUCUGAUACAGUGGAAAAAAGUGAGAAAGCGGAGACCUCCUAAGGCCUCGAUGUAUAUUAGCUGCGAGUGGGUCGGAUUCUUUUGAGAAACUAAAAUACGUGCUACAGUGGAACCAUAGUCGGUGCUGUAAGGGAACUAUACUAUUUGCUAUCGUACUACUAUACAUUGUGCUAUAGUAGGACUAACAUGUGUGAGAACCGAGCGCAUGGUACUGUGCGUGGAAAGCGAGCAGCUUGCCACAUAUGAUGAGCAUAUGUAAAGUACGCAUGUGGAGCACGUGCCUUUCAAGACGUAUGAAAUGCAUAGUGUUUAGUUUGUACUUGUAUUGGGGUUGGUCCUUGAAUGCUUCUUCAUGAAUGGUUUUGAACCAGCCUGACAAUGGAUUAGUGCUCAUAGUCUCGGUGUAGCAGCCCUGUACGUACCCGAAUCCGAGGAGAUUGAGCUUCACUUCGGCAACGGGUUUGUAUCGUGUGGUGUAGGACCAAUUUGAAGUAUUACAAGGCAACGGGGUGUCUGGUUGCAGGUGGUAAUGAUAAAGGUAAUGCUGCUUCGUAUGCGCAACAGAAUUCAGAGCUACUAGCAAUGAAGAAACACACCAAGCCGCCUGCACUUACUUCUCGAGAGAAGAAGGAGUGAAGAUAAGCUAGAUGCCUGGCAUGGAUGCACUAUCUCCAUUGUUUUCGACUACCUGGGCGGGCGAGUUAGCGGGCACGUAGCGAUAAUCCAAAAGUUUCAUACGGUUCUCCCAUUUUAUUCGCUUUGCUUUUCCUCGAGACGCCUGCUGUAUUUGGUUCAGAUAAAUUCUUUGUGAUUUGGGGUACAUGCGUAAAACGAUCCAGCGAGAAAUCAAUUUGUAUUUUUACUUGCAACUAAAUAAUAAGAGUUGAGAGUAUACUCUUGACUUGAAAUUUUCCAGCUCAGAUAUGCACGUGCCCCGUUAGCAGUCACAUUGAUGAAAACCCCUAAAUAGCUGUUUGGUUUAUUGCAUACGACGAGUAGUGUCUGAAAGCACAUUAAAAACCAGAUAUCCGCGCCGAAAUAAAAUCCAGGGCGCGCGAGGCCUCUGCGAUUAUCAUGCACGUGCGUAUGAGCUACACUAUUUUGACGGCAGCACGAAACGAGAUAUAGUCGUACUGUAACAUAACAAAUGUGACAAAUUUCGACUGUAUUUGUAUGUAAGCAUAUCUUUAA
Messenger RNA from Sphaeroforma arctica JP610, 2154 nucleotides. RefSeq lists its product as hypothetical. The transcript has 7 exons. Lineage: Eukaryota; Ichthyosporea; Ichthyophonida. Gene Ontology annotation, molecular function: protein serine/threonine phosphatase activity. Bases 1 to 1005 code for a protein of 334 amino acids. The record is from RefSeq and is a predicted model, not a curated record. Gene Ontology annotation, biological process: protein dephosphorylation.